Messenger RNA from Cladophialophora psammophila CBS 110553, 1404 nucleotides. RefSeq lists its product as uncharacterized. NCBI's taxonomy places the organism in Eukaryota, Fungi, Ascomycota, Eurotiomycetes, Chaetothyriales, Herpotrichiellaceae. The record is from RefSeq and is a predicted model, not a curated record. Bases 1 to 1404 code for a protein of 467 amino acids. Gene Ontology annotation, molecular function: aldehyde dehydrogenase (NAD+) activity. The transcript is spliced from 5 exons.
AUGACGCCUGAUCUCUCAUUCGAGAAAUUCCAUAACAUCGUCGCGGGGAAACCGCGUGGCUCUGAGAAAACCUCUCAUACCGUUGACCCUGCAACCCUCGAAAACCUAUGGGAAAUCCCCGUAGCCACGGAGCGGGAUGCUGACAAUGCCGUCACAGCAGCUAAGGAUGCCUUCAAGACUUGGAAGAAGACGCCAUUCGAGGAACGAGUCGAAUUGUUGAAAGCAUGGGGCGAGGCCUGCCGACCCUACCUGAAGCAAUUCGGCGAGCUGAUCAUGAAAGAAAAUGGAAAACCGGUAUGCUCGGUUUUCUUGGUCUGCACAGUCUCUCUGAAGAUGCCCGAAGAAGACCACAUUGUAAACGACCGGAACUACCAUGUGAGAUACACACCUGUAGGGGUUGUCGUUGCCAUCUGUGCCUGGAACUUUCCUCUCGGUCAGCCGAUCAUGAAAGCCCUGCCGGCGCUGAUGGCCGGUAACUGCUGCAUUGUCAAGACCUCUCCCUUCACACCUUACAGUGGGAUGAAGGUGGUGGAGCUAGCUCAGAGGUUCCUGCCCCCGGGGGUCCUCCAAGUGCUCAGCGGCGACGAUAGACUUGGCCCGUGGCUCACCCAUCAUCCCGGUGUCGACAAAAUCUCCUUCACGGGCUCAACUAAAUCAGGAAGAAAGGUGGCAGAAGCCGCUGCCAGAGGCCUCAAGCGCAUAACGCUUGAACUUGGUGGAAAUGAUCCAGCCAUUAUAUGCCCUGAUGUUGAUGUUGACAAGAUCGCCCCUGACCUUUGUUUCGCGGCUUUCUGGAACACAGGACAGGUUUGCACCGCGGCCAAACGGAUUUACAUCCACCAAGACAUCUAUACACCUAUGCUCGACGCAAUGGCUCGUGCAGUACACAAGUGGAAGGUCGGAGCUGGGACGGAAGAUGGUGUCAUGGUUGGUCCGAUGCAGAAUGAAAUGCAAUACAAAAAGGUCAGAGGACUCUUCGAAGAGGCAAAGCAGAAAGGCUAUGCCGCAUGGUUCGGUGGAGAAGUGAGGGACACCAAGGGGCUCUUCUUAGAUCCUACCAUCAUUAACAAUCCGCCGCCCAAUUCAACUCUUGUGAUGGAGGAGCAAUUCGGACCAAUUGUGCCGGCGCUUCCCUGGUCGAGCGAAGAAGAAGUCAUUCAAAGUGCGAACAAUACCUCGAUGGGCCUGGGAGCGAGCGUCUGGACCAAAGACUUUACUCGAGCCCGACGAAUCGCGGAGCAGCUCGAGGCUGGCAGCGUAUACAUUAAUAGCUACGAGAAGGUCUCCUUCCGAGUACCAUUUGGCGGUCACAAAGACAGCGGCAUUGGAUUCGAGUGUGGUCCGAACGCUUUGAUACCAUUCUGCAACAUGCAGGUGUUGCACUACAACUUCAAGACGCAAUAG